AUGGGGGUUUGGUGUGAGGCUAACCACCUCACACAGGAAAAAAUAUGGGUUCCAGAACAACACAAAACCAAGCCUCGGAUGAAAAACUAUUUUGAUAAGUUUAAUCUCGGAACCUGGAAUGUGCGAUCGCUGUACAUAGCGGGCGCACUAACAGUUGUAGAAGCUAAUUUAGAACGAUAUGGAAUUGCAAUAGCAGUAAUUCAAGAAGUUAGAUGGACAGGAGAAGGAAAUUUAAAAUCAAAGAAACAUACUAUCUUUUAUAGUGGUGGACAAAGACAUGAGCGAGGAGUAGGAUUUAUUGUUAGCAAUGAAUACUUACCAUACAUAAAAAGAUUUGAGCCGUAUAAUGACAGACUAUGUUAUAUCCAAGUUGAAUGUAAACAUAUGAAUUUAAUACUGAUAAAUGGCUAUGCACCUACAGAAGACAAGCAACAAGACGAGAAAGAAGCUUUUUAUGAAGACCUGAACACGAUAUUCGAAUCAAUUGCCAAAAGCCAACCGAAGAUUAUCCUUGGAGAUUUCAACGCUAAAAUAGGAAAAGAAAGCCUCCAUACUCAUUCUAAUGAAAAUGGAAACCGACUAAUUAACUUUGCAAUCUCUAAAGGACUAAGGAUAAGUAGCACGUGUUUCCCACACAAAAACAUCCAUAAAGAAACAUGGGUCUCACCCGGAGGUAGUACCAAAAACCAAAUUGAUCAUAUCAUGACAGAUUUGAAGAUAAACAAUAUUAUAGAAGAUGUCAGGAGCCAUCGUGGAGUGUCUGCUCAGUCAGACCACUUCUUAGUUAAAGCUAAAAUACAAAUUAAACUACCUCGUAAAUGGAGAAAAAGAAUAAUAAUAGAAGAAAAAGUUGAUAUAGAUAACAUAAAAAACUCUGAAAUGUUAAAAGAAUACAAAAAUAAACUAAAGAACAAAUUAAAGGACGGAAUAGAGGCAGAAAAUAUUGAAACCCGUUGGAAAAAAUUAGAGGGAAUAAUAAAAACAACUGCUUUGGAACACCUAGGAAAAAAGAAAAAAGUACAAAAGCAUAAAUGGUUUAACGAUAAGUGUCAAAGCGCAAUUGAAGAAAGGGAUAAAGCGAGAUCAUUGAUGCUUACAAACCCAAACACAGAAAACAAUAACAAUUUUGCCCAGAAGCUAAGAGAAGCUAAACGUAUAAUAAGAAGGGAAAAACGAUUAUGGGAAAAGGAAAGAUUAAAACAGAUUGAAGACAACAGGAUGAACCCGAAAUUCUUCUUCAAACAAACAAAAGAAUUAAAAACGGGGUAUAACCCCAGAACAGAAAUAAUGAAAGAAGAAAAUGGAGAACUUGUAACAGAAGGAGAAGAAAUUGCAAAACAGUUUGGGAAAGUGUUCGAGGAACUACUCAACCCACAAACGCACCAAGACCAUACGCAAAUUGAGUACUAUACAGCAGAACCUGAAGACGUAGAACCAACGGACGACGAAGUUAGAAUUACCAUAAACACACUUAAAAACAAUAAAUCGCCAGGUGAAGAUGGCUUAGCUUCAGAACUCUUUAAGUAUGGUGGUGAGGAACUAAUAAGAAAAGUAGGGAAUUUAAUCAGAGAUGUAUGGCAUAAAGAAGAAAUACCAAAAGAAUGGCAACUAGCAAUAAUAUGUCCAAUUUAUAAAAAGGGAGACAGGUCAAGCUACCAAAAUUACCGAGGAAUAUCGUUGCUAAAUACAAUGUACAAAGUAUUGUCAGGUCUCAUACUAAACAGUAUAAAACCUUACAUAAAAGAUAUCAUUGGAGACUACCAAUGA
Molecule: messenger RNA, 1767 nt
Organism: Rhopalosiphum padi (bird cherry-oat aphid)
Lineage: Eukaryota; Metazoa; Arthropoda; Insecta; Hemiptera; Aphididae
Exons: 1
Coding region: 1-1767 (588 amino acids)
Molecular function (GO): catalytic activity
Source: RefSeq, a predicted model, not a curated record